This is a messenger RNA of [Candida] anglica, 1861 nucleotides long. The record is from the annotation of a GenBank genome assembly. Lineage: Eukaryota; Fungi; Ascomycota; Pichiomycetes; Serinales; Debaryomycetaceae.
AUGAGAGUCGUUCGUUCUUUAUAUCUCUUUUUUUUUCUGACUGGAAUAACCAAUGCUUAUUCACCUUCUGCACAAAUAGAGGAACCAUCUACUGCGUUUUACCCACGCGGAGCUUUGGAUUGGGAUACACUAAAUAGAGCUUCAACACCCAAAUUUGCUGUCAAUACUCCUACUUCCAUACCAAAGGCUUGUGAACCACCAAUCACUGAUGGAGUCAAUGGUUUCUAUGCGAUGUUUUACCCAUACAAUUAUGAUGACACCAAUAGCUUGUACAAUAUCAAAUUUAUGACUAAUGGGUACAAGAAUUUAGAAAGCAAUUUUGAAGCUGACGAAGUAGUUGAUUUCGAAUUGAAGGUGGAACAGGCGUCCAGCAAUACAGCUACCAAUGAGAUAUAUGGAGUAACCGUUAAUCAAAACUUUUUGGUUGAACUUACAGGACAUUUCAUACCUCCAGAAUCCGCCGACUAUACCUUCACACUUGCAGCUCACAGUGGGGCUAUACUACAAAUUGGAGCAGGUGUGGCUUUCCCUUGCUGUGAUUCCACCGGGGAUAGUAGUGAAAGUCUGGACAGCACCAUGUUUGUUACGUCAGACGAUGGCAAGGACAGCGGCCCUGAAACUAGAGUGUAUGCUCUCAAGAAGGGCCUUUAUUACCCAAUCAAGAUGGUUUACGUAAAUGUGAAUGGGCCAAUACUGUUUUCAGUAUCUGUUAGCACUCCAAGCACUCCAGAGCUUGCACUUGCCAAGUACAUCUAUAAUUUUGACAAUGAUGAACAAUGUUCAGGAUUUAAGAUAACUUUGACCACUCCAUGGUCCGGCAGCAUGACGUCUACAACCACCAUCACCCCAUCGAAUUCAGAUGGUACUACCAUAGUAGAAGUAUUAACUCCUACCAAAAACCCAUCUUCUACUUUCCCUGGAACUUCUUCCUCCACCCUAGAGACUUCAUCUACAGUUUCCAAAACAUCUUCCUCCAUACCAGAAUUAUCAUCUUCAAUUCCAGAGACAUAUUCGACCUCGGCUUAUUUGUCUUCUUCUUUGGUUGAAUCCUCAUCUUUGUCGAUCGAAACUUCGUCCACACCAGUUUCAUCGUCAUUAGAUCCAGCUAGUACUUCAUUCGACUCAUCAGACUCAUUCUCGCAAGAGACAGUGACCAUCCCAUCAACUACAUUAAUUACUGUCACCACAUGCUCGGAUAUCAAUUGCACUAUAAUUACCGUUACUACGGGGCAAACGGUGGUAACAACCACAAUCGAUAAUACUGUCACGUCUUAUACCACGUAUUGCACACCCCCAAGAGAAGUUCCAAUUGAAUCAAGCGAGAAAACAAUCCCAUCUUCCAAAUUAACGUCUUGCAAUCGAGAACAAUGUAUAUUCCUAUCAACUGCAACCAAGAGUGUUGUAACUAGCUUAGACUGUCCCAAAGGGAAAUGUACUGGUACUAUUUUGACGAUUACCAAGACUAUUCCCACCACUACUUCAUCCUGCGGUAAAGGGUUAUGUACAGAGAGCCUUAUUAGUACUCUCGAUGAGAAUGUUCCAUUAAUGUCACCAGUAAAGUCUGAUUCUUUUAGUUGUGCUAUAACAACUCAAAAAUUGCCCACAGAUUCUAGCACAGCUGUCCAUUCUAUUCCGGUUUUAUCAACAGGUGGCUCAAGGAAGCUAAUGAUAUCAUUCACGAAUAUUUUAAUGACUUACUUGGUAUACGUAGCUAUUUGAUAGCCACUUGUCUGGCCACGAUAAACAAGAUGUGGCUCCAUGAGUCACCUCUUUCCUUCUUUGAAAGGCGAGGCUCGAAUCCUUUAAAAUUCUUUCUCCUUUUUAUAUCUAAAUAAGAUCAAUACUACUUCCUUCAACAUAA